Molecule: messenger RNA, 913 nt
Organism: Dioscorea cayenensis subsp. rotundata (Guinea yam)
Lineage: Eukaryota; Viridiplantae; Streptophyta; Magnoliopsida; Dioscoreales; Dioscoreaceae
Product: homologous-pairing protein 2 homolog
Exons: 6
Coding region: 193-870 (225 amino acids)
Biological process (GO): meiotic strand invasion involved in reciprocal meiotic recombination; meiotic joint molecule formation; homologous chromosome pairing at meiosis
Cellular component (GO): DNA recombinase auxiliary factor complex; condensed nuclear chromosome
Molecular function (GO): recombinase activator activity; double-stranded DNA binding
Source: RefSeq, a predicted model, not a curated record
GUUCAUCUCUAUUCAAUCACCACAGUGGCACUUUCGAAAAUAAACGUGAACCGUGAGGGCAUAGAGUUUAAUUUUAUAACCCCCAUUUUGGCGGGAAAAGCAAAAUUAAAAAUAUAAUUCCCAAUUUUCCAUUCCUCUUCUUCUUCUUCUCCUUCUUAGCGUACGAGCUAAGAAACCCCGCCAUCGCCGAAGAUGGCUCCCAAGUCCGAAAGCGUUGAAGGCAUCGUUCUGAGCUACGUCAACGAGCAAAACAGGCCAUUGAAUUCCCAAAAUGUUGCUGAUGCGCUGCAAAAAUUCAAACUCAAGAAGACUGCCAUCCAGAAGGCAUUGGAUACACUCUCUGAUAGUGGACAGAUCUCAUUCAAAGAAUAUGGUAAACAGAAAAUUUACCUUGCCCGGCAAGAUCAGUUUAACAUACUCAACUCAGAGGAGCUUGACCAGAUGAAGAAGGCAAACAGCAAAUUGCAGGCAGAACUUGAAGUUCAAAAGAAAGCAAUAGUUGAGGUUGAAGCUGAAAAUCGUGCUCUACAAUCAAAUCUAACAUUGGAAGAAAUAAGGACCAAAGAAUCCAAACUAAAAGCAGAGGUUUCUUUAAUGGAGGAGAAGCUUGAGAAAUUGCGCACUGGAAUUGUUUUGGUGAAACCUGAAGACAAGAAGGCGACUGAGGAAGCAUAUCGAGAGAAGAUUAACCAGUGGAGGAAGCGUAAGAGGAUUUUUAAAGAGCUCUGGGACACCUUGACUGAUAACUCACCCAAGGACUUGAAAGAAUUUAAGGAGGAGCUUGGAAUUGAAUUUGAUGAAGAUGUUGGGGUUAGUUUGCAGUUAUAUGGUGACUUAAUGACCUCUAGGAAGAGGAAGAGGGCAUCCUAAAUAUGUCCUUUGUGGUAUCUGCUUUGUUUAAAGCAUAGCUUAG